Rhagoletis zephyria (snowberry fruit fly) is the source of this 863-nucleotide messenger RNA. RefSeq lists its product as uncharacterized. Gene Ontology annotation, biological process: hemocyte migration. The record is from RefSeq and is a predicted model, not a curated record. Lineage: Eukaryota; Metazoa; Arthropoda; Insecta; Diptera; Tephritidae.
UAUGCACCAAACCUUUUUGCUGAACCCAGAAAUUUUAACAAGAAUUGGUCUUAUUCGACUAGUGAGCUGUGGGUCUCUUGGCGUUGGAUGCGCGGGCUUUUACAAUUAAAAUAAAAGACUGCAAUUUUGCAGGCUUGUUGUUGACUUCAUAAUACAAUAUAUUUUCACUAUUACCAAGGGAUUUGACCAAAAUUAGAUUUUCGACCCGCCCUAAUGUUCAUAUAUGUACUACGGAUUUCACCAACCGAUGAGGGUAAUAUGUACACAUUCACGCAUUUCUAAUAAAUUCACUCUUUAUUUACAGGUUCGCAGUAUCAACGAAAAUCGUGGCGCGGUCGAACGUCUAACAUUUAAUAACCACACCGAAUGUCACUGUGUAGAAAAAUCUAUGCAACAGGUGGAGGAGUAUUAUCAUCUGCCACUCUACGGUAUAUCGUUCGGUGGAGAGACACUCCGAAGAGCUACCAUUUUCAACUGUAACUGUCCCAAGUUGUACGAAAAAAUUUUGCAGGAGGACGAUUUCUGCCGAUGUGACUGCUCUUCCGGUAACACCGGUUGUGAUUGGCUCAAGAGGGGCAUGGAGCAUUUCUCGAUGAUUGAUCGGAAUCAUGUAUUUUUCAGAUGCAUAUCCGAAGGACGUUGCAAGGCGCCUACAUGUGAGCAUGGGACCUAUAUCAAAAAGUACGGACGAUGUCCCAAACGGGAGGAGCAAUUUUCGACGUCAUUGUCUGCCCCAGAGACGUUGAAAAACAAUGCGUUUCUGCCCAUUAAUUACCAUUGAAUGGAAUUAUUAAUACUAUAUAUUUUUUGGUGCAACUAAAAUUAAGUAUUAAUAAAAACGUUUAAAUAGAGGUAGCAAUUUA